Messenger RNA from Adelges cooleyi (spruce gall adelgid), 1353 nucleotides. RefSeq names its product neurogenic locus protein delta-like. Gene Ontology annotation, biological process: cell communication; anatomical structure development. The transcript is spliced from 9 exons. The record is from RefSeq and is a predicted model, not a curated record. NCBI's taxonomy places the organism in Eukaryota, Metazoa, Arthropoda, Insecta, Hemiptera, Adelgidae. Bases 64 to 1194 code for a protein of 376 amino acids. Gene Ontology annotation, molecular function: signaling receptor binding. Gene Ontology annotation, cellular component: membrane; extracellular region; cell surface.
GAUGUCUAGCUAUGUGUCAGUGUUGUCCCAGUGAAAGCAUUGAAGCAACGUCGAUUGGUCAACAUGACCAACAGGCAGACCUUGGCCAUACUAUUCACCUUGUGCGCUUUUGGAGUACCGACGAUUUUAUCCGCAUCGAAAAAUAUUCCGAAAUGGAAAAAACAAGCCUGCGAAGCGCCAGCCACACAAAACGAAUCGAGCCAUUAUACAUGCGACGAUAAUGGAGAUAUGAAAUGCUUACCCGGCUGGAUAGGAGAUCUUUGCGACGUUCCUAUAUGUAGGAAAGGUUGCGACCCGAUCCAAGGUUAUUGCAAACGUCCGAACGAGUGCCGCUGCAAGUUGGGAUACUACGGAGAUACGUGCAACAAGUGCAUACCGCUGCCUGGAUGUCAACACGGGCACUGCAAUAACAGUUUUGAAUGCAAGUGCGACGAAGGCUGGGAUGGCAUAUUCUGUUCAGAACCGAUCUGCCACCAGGACUGCCACCCGAGCAAAGGAUAUUGCGACUGGCCGGGAGAGUGCAGGUGCCGCCUGGGUUGGACGGGAGAUAUGUGUAAAGAAUGUCAACCGUUGCCGGGAUGUCAACAUGGGACGUGCAACAAGCCUCUGGAGUGUAAAUGUGAAAAGGGAUGGCAAGGAAUUUUGUGUCAGAUACCCGUGUGCUCCGAAGGAUGUCACCGGGAAAGGGGUUACUGCCGGAAGCCCAGCGAAUGCAGAUGCAAAGUAGGCUGGUGGGGUAAGAACUGCACUCAAUGUUUCCCGUAUCCAGGUUGUGUGCAUGGCACUUGCAACCGUCCGUGGGAAUGUAACUGUAAGCCCGGUUGGGGCGGAAUAUUGUGCGACCAAGAACUUAAGUACUGCGAAACGAAUAACGUUGCGUGCCAAAAUGGCGCUACAUGUGUGAGCCUCCCCGAAGAAGACGGAAAUUACAGAUGCUUGUGUGCCGACGGUUUUAUUGGACGUAAUUGUGAAGUAGAUAAAAAAAAGGUGGAAAUCGUAGGCUUAAUGCCACCCAAACCUAGUCUCACAUUACUCAAAUCCACUACAGCAUCACCCUUGACAUCUACAUCUGAGGAGCAGCCAUUGUUAUUAGAAGGCGAAGAUGAGUACGAAGAGGAAAACAGCCCUACGAAUUCAAGCUCUACUAUAUCUCCAGCAAUCAACGAAAACGAGGCUUUAAACGAAACAAUUUAAUUUAAGUUUAAUAGAAAGUCAUUUAAGUUAUUUAUUUAUUUAUUUAUUUAUUGUACUGAUACACUAAUUAUCGUGUAAAUUAAAAACAACUUAAGUAAAUAUGUUUAUACUCAUCAAAUUUGGUUAUUAUUUAUUAAUAUAUUAUAAUAUAACUUCAAA